Molecule: messenger RNA, 1121 nt
Organism: Bursaphelenchus okinawaensis
Lineage: Eukaryota; Metazoa; Nematoda; Chromadorea; Rhabditida; Aphelenchoididae
Source: the annotation of a GenBank genome assembly
AUGGCCUCGGUUUUACACUACCUCCUGCUCGUGUCUGCUGUAUAUGGUAUACGGACGGGUAAGAUAUCAAGUAAAAGAAUAUAUUAGGUCGUUCACUUAAUUCAGCACCCCCUGACACAAUAUAUAUCGUAUACCUCUAACUAUCUUCAAGUAAAGAAUUCUGAUUACCCUUCAGGCUUCCGCAGGCAUUGGCGUCGCAGUUGUAACAACGACAUCGACAAGUUCCUGACCAAUCUCCCCACCUUCUUCAGACGCCACGAUCAGCUCCAGUUCCCGUUCUUCGCUCGGCCCGGCUUCAGAGGCAUCGGAAUUCCGUCAGAAGUCGUCAAUGAUCGUAUGGGUGUACCAUGCGAUGGUCCUGUCAUCGAACCCUUGACUUACGGCUCUUUCUACCUUGACAAUGACACUCUUACUGUAAAAACUACACUAUCCCUGGUGACGGACGAGAGAAAAGAAACCGGAGAGAUCUGUCUGAUUCUCGUGGAUUCUGGAAUGGCUACACAAAGAAUGCCGCUUCUGAAGGGUCUCUCAGCAGUCGGAGUGCGACCUGAGUACGUUAACAAUGUAGUGCUUACGCACAUGGAUCUAGAUACGAUAGGUAACCUGAACAUGUUCCCUAAGGCCAACGUCUAUGUUGGGAACAGAAGAGCCAAAGGGAAUACGGUAUUCUUCCCCAAAAGCAUCGCUUACUUCGACCCAGAACAGACAGACCUACCGUACACUCAGCUGUGUGACAACACCUUCAUCUUACUGACACCCGGCUUCACCAACGAAGACAUCAGUCUAGUGGUGAGGAACGUCACUGGGUACGGGACUGUAGCCCUGUCUGGUAAGUUAGACUUACUACUUCUAAAGUAAAAUAAAAGUUGACCGCUUAGUAAAAUCAAUAUAAUCUAACCAAAAACAUGAUUGCAGGUAAUUUGAUCAUAUCGGAAGAAGACAUGACCUCAAAUGACAGUAUCAAGCGUUUCGGACAGACAGAUGAACACAAGAAGCUGUGGGAAUCAAGUAGAAAAGAGAUCGUAUGUUCUUCCGACUACAUCGUGCCUGGCUACGGUAAAGGCUUCAAGGUAAACGAAGACCUCAAGAAGCGACUCGAAUGUGACAAAGACGACCUCUGA